Molecule: messenger RNA, 1426 nt
Organism: Spizellomyces punctatus DAOM BR117
Lineage: Eukaryota; Fungi; Chytridiomycota; Chytridiomycetes; Spizellomycetales; Spizellomycetaceae
Exons: 2
Coding region: 23-1426 (467 amino acids)
Biological process (GO): amino acid metabolic process
Molecular function (GO): pyridoxal phosphate binding; carboxy-lyase activity
Source: RefSeq, a predicted model, not a curated record
CGCCUUGCUCAAGAGCUUCAAGAUGAAUUCAAACGAUCUCGGGGCAAUACUACCACGGGUAACUGACCAUGUCCUUCAGGUACAACGUCAGAACGGUGAUGCUCCCACCAUUCCCUUGGCCCCUUUGACGUCGAUCCCCUCGACACUCCCACGCCAGGGCCUUGGAGUCGCGGAUACUUUCGACUUGUUCAAACAAACGAUUGCCCCUGGAUUGAGUUCCAGUAGUGGGCCUCGAUACUUCGGCUUUAUAACUGGCGGUGUGACUCCCGCUGCAUUUAUUGGAGAUGUGUUAGCAACCGCAUAUGAUCAAAAUGUCAUGACGGCAGCAGCAGCAGCCGGCUCCUGCAGUGCCGAUGUUGAAGCGGCCGUUAUGAAGAUGCUGGCGGAUUUACUGCGAUUGCCGUCCGAGUUCGACGGUGUGCUCACUACUGGUGGAACCGCAUCCAAUACAGUAGCAUUGGCUUGCGCGAGGCAAUGGAUUGGUGAGCAUUAUCAAGGUGUUGAUGUAGCCAACGAUGGGAUCCAAGCUCUGAAAGGGAGAAUCUUGGUAUUUGGAACUAUGGCGCAUCAAAGUAUAUCCAAGGCUAUGGGCAUCCUUGGGCUUGGCCGUAAAGUGCAACAUGUGCAGUGUGAUGAAGGACGACCAGCUCGAAUGUGCCCAAAGGAUUUGGACCGGCUGCUGUCGGCAGCAAAGCAGGAUGAAAAUGCUGCAGGCUGCAUUGUCAUCGCGCAAGCUGGUGAGGUGAACACAAGCGACUGUGAUGAUUUGAUAAGCGUAGCAUCUGUUUGCCGAAAGCAUGGUGCAUGGCUUCAUGUCGAUGGAGCUGCAAACCUUCUUGCCCGGGUCUCUGACCGGUAUGGGCACCUUCUGAGCGGCCUGGAGUUGGCGGACAGCAUCACUGGGGACGCGCACAAAUGGCUCAAUGUCCCCUAUGAUUGUGGUAUCUUUUUCACUCGACAUUCUACCGUUCAUGAAGCGGCGUUUGGGGCGUCGGCCUCGUAUUUGGGAAUAUCCACUGGAUUUGCUCCGAUUAAUCGCGGGAUAGAGAAUUCACGCCGCUUUCGAGCACUCCCUCUGUGGAUGUCUUUACAGGCGUAUGGGAGGGAGGGAUUCCAGCAGUUGGUUGAGCGUACGUGCCUCUUUGCACAGCGACUAGGAAACUGGAUUGAAGCAAGCAGCCAGUACAGUUUGCUGGAACCUGUCCGCUUGAAUACCAUCCUAUUCCGAGCAAAUGACUGUGACUCGGAGCAAGCGCACUGCGUCCUUGCCGCCAUUAACAAGACUAGCAAGGUGUUUGUAACACCAACGGUGUGGAGAGGCGAGCCGGCUAUUAGGGCAUCUAUUGCGAAUUGGAAUACUGGAGAGAGGGAUUUGACUAUUACGAUAGAGGCGUUGAUAGAGGGCUAUCAGUCUACAAUAGGAUGA